AUGCUCCAGCGGUCCGAAGCAAUACCUCUCCAUCACCUCACCGAAGCCCCUGCCGGCUGGGACCUGGCGACCGUCAUCGACGCUUUCGUCGAGUUGGCUGUUUAUGGUGCAGCAAGUUAUCAUGCGGCGCGAGCUCGCGAGGUGGUGAGCCUGCGGCUCGUGGAGCUCUGGGCCUCGCAGCCCGAGGAGGCCGAGGCCUGGCUCGAGCGCUGCCGGGAGCGCUUCGCGACGGAGCUCGACGGCAAGGAGGCAGGGCAGCAGCUCCUCGGCGAGGCGCUGCUUCGGCACGGGGCGGCCGAGCACGACAAGUACGGGUCCAACCACUGGCGCUUCUCCGAGGCGGGGCUCCUUCGAGGUGAGCUCCGCCCAGCAGCACAGCGGGAGCGUUUGACGGCUUGGUACCUGCAGCAUCCCCACAUCCGCGAUCGCUGCCGGGAGCUCGCGGAGCAGCUCGUGACGGCGGAGGAGAGCUCGGAGACGGCGAGGAAGCGGCAGAAGCUUGAGCAGGAGACUUCCGAGCGCCGUCGCCUCGAAGCGGAGCUCCAAACAUCGCAGGAGGAGUGUCGAGAUCUUCGCAAUCGCCUGGCCGCGGCGGAGGCGCAGGUGUCCAGCAAGGAUGCGGAGCUCCGAACUGCGCAGAGCGAGAGUGCAGGUCUCAAAGAGCAGUGCGAGAGUUUUGCAACGCGCGCCGCAGCUGGGGAGGCGGCAGUGACAGAGAUGCAGAUGGAGCUCGGGCAGUUGCAGGAGGAGCACAGCAAGUGCCAGGAGCACUACGAAGAGCUUGCGAAGUGCAUGGAGGCAGAAGCUAAGGAGAUUCUGAGGCGACUGCAAGAGGAUAAGCGAAGCUACCAGGACCGGGAGCACUGUCCGCAGGCAGAGGCCCACCCCGCUUGGGCAGAAGAGGCCGGGAGCAAGGCGGAAAUGCAGCUGCAGAAGGCAGUGCUCGAGGGGCGCUGUGAGCAGCUCCGGCAGCAGCUUGUCAAAGCCGAGGCGAAGCUGGAUCUCAUGCAGGGGGCCCGGAGCAAAGUCGAAUGGCAGCUUGAGAAGGAAAAUGCGGUACUGCAGGAGCGGUGUGAGCAGCUCCAGCAGCAGCUGGCUAAAACAGAGGGUCAGACGAGUCGUCUGUUAGAGGAGAAGGGCAUGUACCAGGAGAGACUUCGUGGGCUAGAGGACAAACUCACGACUUUGACGAAAGCGCAUCUGCAGUGGGACCCCUUUGCUGGCUGCCUUUCAGUGACUGCGAGUGAUGACGGGUCCUCCUCCUCGGAGCCGCACUGCUUCGUGCUGGACGCCAUCUUCAGGACGCGCCUCUACGACACGGACUACUUCAUUAUGGGCAGAGACCUCAAAAUGGGAUCGCAGGUCGUGGCCGGAAAUGGCAAAACCAUUCUGACGGUGACCAGUCCGCCAAAGAUCUGCGAUGCGACGGAGAUCGUCCACUUGCAAGCAGGAGAUGCGUCGCUGGAUGUGACGCCUGACCACCGGGUGCAGGUCCCCGAUGCCACGGGCGAGUGGGAUGAGAAUCUUUAUCGUCCAGCUGGAGCCUUGAAAACCGGUGACUUGGUGAUGCUCGACUCCGGGGAGCCGGCUGAACUCACCGAUGCAAAGACACUUCCCAUGGAGUGCAGCGUGGUGAAAAUCCGCCUCGACCCGCACCUCCCCGUGGCGGUCUUCUCCCGCCCCGCCUGCAUCGUCAGCUUGCCCUUCCCGAAGAAGAAAAACCGCCGAGGCAGACCUCCGAGCCACACGAAGGGAGAUGGUGGGUCAUCCGGCGAGAGCAUGGAUGGCGGAGCCUCAAUCCCAAGCACGGCCCCCGGCGAGUACGGCAAGUAG
Symbiodinium sp. CCMP2592 is the source of this 1833-nucleotide messenger RNA. NCBI's taxonomy places the organism in Eukaryota, Dinophyceae, Suessiales, Symbiodiniaceae. The record is from the annotation of a GenBank genome assembly.